CAAAAUCCGUCAUCAGGUCAUGUAUAUAUCUUGUUGUUGUAUUUUUUGUUCUCAUCUUAUAUAUUUUUAUAAAUUGACUUUCUUGUUCAUGGUUUAUGUGUAGUAUGGCAAACAGUGGUGGAAGUAACAGCUCCGAUCUCGGAAGAGGCCGUGGAAGAGGUCGAACUUCGCAGAGCCGGUCUCGUCAUGAAGAAUCACCUAGGACCUCGACCGGCUUGCAUUCAACACAAGGUGUUUUCAAUCGGCGGCCAUCUCUAGACGUUACCUCCCCGAACAGAAGAAGAGAUGCCAAAGGUUCCAUAUCCCGUAAUGGCGACGAAUAUUCCAUUUCCCGUGAUGCAGCAGUGCCUAACGUGAACAACCCGUUGAUUAUACACCAAAUGAUAUGGUUUGGUUAGUAACCUAAACGCCAACCCCGACUCAACGUGCCGGCUCGACGCAACCGGCCCCGAC
Messenger RNA from Cuscuta epithymum, 453 nucleotides. The record is from the annotation of a GenBank genome assembly. NCBI's taxonomy places the organism in Eukaryota, Viridiplantae, Streptophyta, Magnoliopsida, Solanales, Convolvulaceae.